AUGUGCAUUGAAGAUCAAAGACGGGAAAAUUUGAGAUAGUAACACUGGAGUUAUGGGUGGUGAUGGUGCUGGCCGCGGCAGCAGUUUAUUGAUGGCUCUUCUUUUACUUAUUUUUCUCUGUAUUGUUUCUGCUGAGAUUUUAGUAAAGCCUGCAGCAGCCAAAACAGUUACUGGAACGACAAGCAAUCAACAUUUAGACACUGGAAGGAUAAUAGAAACAGAAAGGCAUUCUCUUCAAAGGACCAAUCUCAAUUAUGUCAGCAAAAGAAGAGUACCUAGUGAACCUGAUCCAAUACACAACAGGGAAGCAGGAGAGCACAUGAUAACACGCAUCCGAGCUUGAGCUUUAGCUUGAGCUUCAGCUUGAGGGGAAAAGUAAGAGCCUUGAUAACUAUUAUUGCAAAGAGUUUCAACUGUCAACAAGAAAUUUUUUUUUUCCUACUUGGAAACUUAGAUUGUGCAUUAUGUUUCUGAGAUUGUAAAGAAGCAGAUUAGAUCAAGUGAAUGAAAAAUUCAGCUGCCAAAUCAAAUUCAAGAGGGCACGUAGCUCUUAGAAAGCCCAUUCAA
Messenger RNA from Solanum lycopersicum (tomato), 567 nucleotides. The record is from RefSeq and is a predicted model, not a curated record. Lineage: Eukaryota; Viridiplantae; Streptophyta; Magnoliopsida; Solanales; Solanaceae.